AUGGCCAAGCGGGCCAGGAAGCAAGCGAAUCCCACCUCUCCAUCUCGAGGCUCUGGGGAUGGCGGAGACACUUCGCAGGACAAGAGACAGAGGACGAGCGACGUCACAGGCGCAGGGUCAGUUCAGGCGCAGAGCCCAGCUGCAGGCGGAGGAGAGGAGCAGGGGGCAUUUGGCAAAAUCAGGGUCUCACUAGCAGACGCUAAGACCUACACCGAGGAGGGCAUCGACGCGAUUGUCGAGACCGCCAUCGCCCGGGUGAGGAAGUGGCAAGAGAAGAAGAAGGCGGCGCUGCGCAAGCACAGAGAUGAUCCAGGCGGCGUUGCGAUAGCAAUGGCGCAUACAGACCCGCAGGAUGAUGCCGAUCGUCAGCCGCCAAGCUUCGAGGAGUUGACUAAAGCGUUACUUGCGCCGCCUGUGUGCGUGGCAGUGCGGCCGCAGGUGAGCGGCCUCCCACCCUUGAGGAAGGUGCAGAGCGCGGUGGCCAAUGAGGAUGGCGAGCUCGGAGCGUCGGCCCCGGCGCUGACCGCUGCCGCCUCGCCGUCGCCGCCGCAGCCCGAGGGCCGCGAGGAUGCGGGGUCGGAGAACCAGACCGAGCAGCUCGCUGUCGAGUCCUCGGUCGGCGCGCCAGCCCCAGCGCCCCCAGCCUCGGCGGUCCGUGGCGCCUGCGAGCGCGAACCAGCGUCGCCCAGCGUCCUCGGGGAUGACGACGACGCGGUCGGCGCCAUCGCGGCGGUGGGCGGCAGCUUGGCCGACGCCUUGGGCGCGGACUUCGGCGACUCCAAGAGCUGCAUGGGGGACGAGGAGGGCGGCGCCGAUGACGAUCACUGCCAGGUCGACGACCCGCUGGAGCGGGAGGCUGGCGCCGAGGGCGACGAGGACGCCGUGCAGAUCAUCGGGGAGUCCUUCUCCACGCCCCGGAGGAAGCUGCGACCCCACGUGAGCGCGUGCUGA
Prorocentrum cordatum is the source of this 951-nucleotide messenger RNA. Lineage: Eukaryota; Dinophyceae; Prorocentrales; Prorocentraceae. The record is from the annotation of a GenBank genome assembly.